AUGAACAACACCAAGGAGACACUAAGCAGUGUGAAGGACGUGAUCCCGGAUAUUGGAGGGAAUUUCCAACUGGACCCUGCAGUGAUCGAAAUUAACGGGGAGAAGAAGGACUACUUCCUCAAGUGCGCUACGGAAGCGGGUGCAUCAAUGACGGAAGGGGAAUUCCAUUCUAUCUCGGAAAUCUACAAGCUCAUUCCAACACUUACACCGAGACCCGUGGCUUGGGGGAAAUUCAGGAAUUCAACCAUCGACACUUACUUCUUCCUCUGUGACUUUGUCGACAUGUCCACGAGCUUGCCUGACCCAACAAAAUUCUGUGCACGCAUUGCACAGCUUCAUCGUCAGAGUGUCUCUCCCACUGGGAAGUUCGGCUUCCAUAUCAAGAACUGCAAAGGAAAGACGCCGCAGCCGAUAGAGUGGGAGGAGGACUGGACACGAGUCUGUCAGACUUCGAAUCUGAUCAAGAUACAGGGCUUCGAGAAGGAUCUCAUAUCCAAUGGCCGAUGGCCAGAAUAUGAAGAGGCUUUUGCUCGCCUCGUCAAAGAUGUAAUCCCACAGAUCUUAAAUCCGCUCACUGAAGGAGGAAGAACCAUUAAGCCAUGCCUUGUACAUGGUGAUCUAUGGGAGGGAAAUACCACCACCAACCUUGAGACCGGUGAACCAAUGGUGUUCGACGCAGCUGCAUUCUACGCACACAACGAGUACGAACUUGGAAUUUGGAGGCGGGAAAUGGUCAGAUUUGGGAAGCUCUAUUUCAAGCAAUACCUCCGCAACUUCCCUCCCAGUGAGCCUGUAGAGCAAUUCGACGACAGGAAUGCACUUUAUGUGUUGAAGUUUGAUCUAGACUACUGCUUACACAGACCAGGUCUGCCAUUGGUUCGAGAACAGAUCCUCGCCGAUAUACUCAGACUUGUGAAUAAAUACCCGCCAAAAAGCAACGAUGCACCGCCAUUCGUUUCGGAAGGUGACAGCAUAGCUAAGCCCCAGCAAAUCGAACCUCAGACCCACACAAUUGGGGCUGGACAGCGGAGUGCAAUGCCGGCUAACCACAUUCUGCAGCUGAGGGGGUUGUGCAUUUUUGACCCGGACCUCGGUCCCGACCUCUGGGUUAGACCAGUAAGAAGGGACAUUUCGUUGGGACCCCUGCCAUGCGUGAUGAUGGGCUUGCAGGAGGCCGGGAAGAUAAGGCGUGACCACUGCACGAGGAGGCUCCUCGAGAUGUCCCCUCCUGAGAAUGAGUUCCUGCCCGACAAUUUAUUGGCAAAAGCGGACUACAUUCUGAGCCUUCAGCCAAAUUCCUAA
Messenger RNA from Diaporthe amygdali, 1302 nucleotides. RefSeq lists its product as uncharacterized. Bases 1 to 1302 code for a protein of 433 amino acids. The transcript has 6 exons. The record is from RefSeq and is a predicted model, not a curated record. NCBI's taxonomy places the organism in Eukaryota, Fungi, Ascomycota, Sordariomycetes, Diaporthales, Diaporthaceae.